CAAGGCUUUUAUCCACUCGCCAAGGCUAAAGGGACCCUCUUCUAUAAGAAAUAUGAGGCAGCGAAUAAAGAAAUUGGCAGUGCCUAUCAAAAACUACACCGAGCACGAUUAGAUGAUGCGAUCCACACAUUUCACGACUCCGUCAAUACGAUCGAGAUAGCUAGACAGCUCAGUACAAAGGCCACGAAUGAUAUUCUAGCCUUGCCGACUACCGAAUUCGAACUUCGAGAGCGGGCGGCCAUAGCUGGUAUACUUUUCAAGCCUCUUAAGAAUAACUAA
Molecule: messenger RNA, 279 nt
Organism: Mytilinidion resinicola
Lineage: Eukaryota; Fungi; Ascomycota; Dothideomycetes; Mytilinidiales; Mytilinidiaceae
Exons: 1
Source: RefSeq, a predicted model, not a curated record